Messenger RNA from Melampsora larici-populina 98AG31, 721 nucleotides. RefSeq lists its product as uncharacterized. Lineage: Eukaryota; Fungi; Basidiomycota; Pucciniomycetes; Pucciniales; Melampsoraceae. The record is from RefSeq and is a predicted model, not a curated record. Bases 124 to 690 code for a protein of 188 amino acids. The transcript has 4 exons.
UCGGAUGGUGAGGGAUUGGAGCGCAACUGGAGUGGUAUAUCGCCUUUGGUUAGUGUGAACAGGUACGCUUCGAAGCAGCAUCGAAUUGACAGUAUCAGUUUGAAGACAUGCCAUCGCAACAAGAUGUUGAGUCUCAAUGCAGUCCAAUUGACUUCUUCAAAAUUAUGUACUGCCGAGAAAACACUUCAAGAAGCAAAAUAUGCUUUAGAGAGGCUGCAGUCCGGAAAUAUCAAUUACACAAAGGAUCACUUUGCAUCACAAUGGGAACACCAAAAGCACUGUCAAUUGACUGCUAUGGAAGACGAGUCUCUGCAGAAACUGGAACAGAAGUUGGUUUCCUUGCUCGAACUCGAGGAGAAACUGAGAGAUGCCCAUAACCAAUUGUCCAGCCUACGGAAAAAGCGUCGGCGGAAUCAGACAGAUACUGAGAGAGCGGAUUUGGUGACAUUGCCAGCCUCAAUUGUCAAAAUUGAGAAGGCUAUACAUAGCGUUGCCGAGGAACUUGGGAAUCCAGAAUUUCGUGAUAUCCGAAAGGCAACUGACCCAAAGGCACGUGCUCUCAUCAACAUUAGGCUAGCUAAGAUGAAGCUUUACAAAGCAAAAGUUGGAAUUAUUGAGGCGCAGAAGAAGUGGGAUAGAAACGGGCAGGGUAUGUUCAAUACUCAUAUGAGGAGAAUUAUAAUUUCAUAAAUGAUCAAAUUUAAAUUUCACUCAUGAUGCU